This is a messenger RNA of Saxophila tyrrhenica, 693 nucleotides long. RefSeq lists its product as uncharacterized. The coding region runs from base 1 to 693 and encodes 230 amino acids. The record is from RefSeq and is a predicted model, not a curated record. Lineage: Eukaryota; Fungi; Ascomycota; Dothideomycetes; Mycosphaerellales; Extremaceae. The transcript has 2 exons.
AUGCGCGUCUCCACUACCUUCGCCCUCGUGGCAGCCAUUGGCGCAGCUUCGGCACAGGACAUUGAGCGAGACGACAUCCCCUCUGCUUGCGCUUCCAUCUGCAACCCCGUUGCAGACCGCUCGUCGUACUGCGACCAGCAAAACAACAAUGACAACGACAACGCUGAGGUGCAGUGCAUUUGUAAUGGCGACAACAUGCAGAGGUUCAUCCCUCAGUGUCAGGCCUGCAUUGCGCAGAACAGUAAUGACGACGAUGAUGACGUCAACGAGCUCCUCCGAGCCUGCGGCUUCAGCACGACCACCUACACCGGCAGCCUAACCGUGAGCUCUGCCUCGCCAACCACGACUGUCUACACUACGACCCAGACCGAAACGGACCGCGAAGAUGGCGAGGUCGAGACCGACACCGACGUGGUAACCUCGACGAUCUUCGGCUCGCAGGGCGGUUCGAACGGCACAGCUGUCGUUUCGGCCACGCCUAGCCAGACUGUUGUGCAGACCACCGACAGCGAGGGACAGACUACUGAUGUCACGUCGACGGUCACGCCGACUCGCAACCUGCAGCAGACUGGUGCUGGGUCCAACGACAACGACAACGACGGUGGUUCAUCGUCGACUUCGGGGAAUGCUGCGGCGGUGAUGACUGCUGCGCCUGUGUUUGGUGCUUUUAUGGCUGCGCUGGCGGCGUUGUAG